Molecule: messenger RNA, 2148 nt
Organism: Gaeumannomyces tritici R3-111a-1
Lineage: Eukaryota; Fungi; Ascomycota; Sordariomycetes; Magnaporthales; Magnaporthaceae
Exons: 2
Coding region: 1-2148 (715 amino acids)
Source: RefSeq, a predicted model, not a curated record
AUGGCUGGGGAUCCGAUCGAAAACGCUUCCUACCAGCUGCUUGUUGGCGGCCUUCGGCUCCUCGCGUGGUGCUUGGGGUUGCUGCUGCCUGUGCUGAGCGGAGUUUUCACCGCCAUGCAAGUCCUCUACAGCGCCACCUACAACAUUGCCUAUCAGCUCUCGUUCCGCUGGAACCGCGACUCGGCCGCUGGCGAGCCCAUGGAUGGCUACCUCCCACGCGCCAAAGGGGAUCUUCCGCAAGAGGCCUACACAUAUGUCUCGCUCCCUAGUGAGCGGCACAUUCGGAUCCUGUGUCUCAAGCAGCCAAGCGUCUUGGGCUUGCGAGACAGCGUUAUCGAAUGCGAUCUGCUCCUUGUUCCCCUAGACAAGCCAAGUCUUAUUUCCUCGUACCGGGCGAUUUCUUACAGCUGGGACGGCCAAAGGUUCGACCGCUACAUCCUGUGCGGCGGCAAGAAGUUGGCAAUCACGAAAAACUGCGAGGAUAUACUACGCCAAAUGUUGAGGCAUGCCCGACUAUUUAUUUGGAUCGACGCCAUUUGUAUCGACCAGGGGUCCCUCGAGGAGAAAGCCAUCCAGGUUCCUCUGAUGACGGAGAUUUACGGGCGCGCAUACCUGGUGAACGUCUGGCUCGGCCUCCCCGCCGAGGGAACCGGGCUCGUCUUCAGCUACGUGUGGCUGUUUUGGUGCUGCUUGUGCUUCCCCGAACCAGCAAGGACUUGGUUGACAAGACGACUUCAUGGCAUCAUCGCAGCCCGAGGCCACACACCCUAUUUCCUCGCCAUGUUGCAUCGCAGCUGGUGGCGACGUGUCUGGACCAUCCAGGAGUCCGUCCUCGCCCCCGACUCAUCGUGGUCCUCCAUGUGCCCGCUACUCGUCAACUGCGGUAGGUUCGAGAUGCCGAUGAACUGCCUGGCCAUCGCCCUCCUCAACUUCUCCUCCUCGCACAAGCUCUACCAGGAGGAUGCGUACAUCUACAACUAUACGACCUGGGCGUAUCUGGUGACGUGCCAUCUCGACCGCAGGGCGUUCUCCCGUUCUGAACCCUCACUCGAUCUGCUCCUGUUUUGCUGCCGUGCCUGCCACGUCACCGAACCAAAGGACCGGGUUUACGGGCUAUACGGCGUCCUGGAGCGACUCGGCAUCAGGUUAUCCGGGGUCGACUAUAACAAGACCAAGGAACAGGUCUACUUGGAAUUUACCAGGGAAGCCUGCCAAGCAACAAACUCGCUGAGCCUUUUAAAUCUCGUCGCAGGAAGCAACAACACCGCGACAUCGGCAACGAUCCCGAGACAGCCAAGUUGGGUUCCCGACUACGGAGGCCCUUUUCGGAUGGGAGACAACUGGGCCCCGAGCGGCCUGAGAGCUUCGUCCGACUCGGUGCUAGAUUUCCACUUCAGCAACGACGGCCGUGUGCUGCGGAUGGUCGGCGUCCUCGUCGACACGAUCAAGGAGAAAACUACGCGCACCAUCUGGCAGCCCUCGGGAGAUCCAGCCCUCGUCGAGGACGGCGACUUUGUCAAUCUCGAGUGGGGGUUUGAAGAAACCGUCCGGGCCUAUCGGGAAUGGAAUGCACUCGUUGAAAAGCACAUCGAUUCCCUGUGGGCGACGUACGGCUCGUGCGAAGGCGUGGUGGGCGCACUGGAAAAGGUCCUCACCCUCCGCCAGCAAGCGUGCUAUCCGCCCGCCGCCAUGUUUUCGUGGAUGCACCUGAUAGACAAGAGGCAGGACAGAUCCCACGCCUUCAUGGAAGCAAACUGGAGGCUCGAACGUCGGAAAGGUUUCAAAGAGCAUCGGCGCAACCUUUGGUUCCGCUUCAUGAUGACGAGAUGCCAGGACGAGGAGGAGUGGCAGACGCUAUGUGCACUAAAGAUGUGCCCCAAAACGUCGGCAUUGAAUCAUGCCAUAUGGAUGUUCAAUGCCGACCGGCUGCUCUUUGUCACCAAGCACGGAUUCUUGGGCUCUGCAAACAUGUUAAUACGGGAGGGGGACGCUAUCUUCGUAUGCAGCGGCGUUGACCGGCCAAUGAUCUUGAGACCGCAAGGGAAAGAUCCAAACUCGUGGACUAUGCUGGGCCCGGCCUAUAUUGAUGGCAUGAUGGAGGGACAGCUUUGGGAUUCCGGGAAUCUUCAACUUGUAUCUAUCAUUUAG